GACUGUGGCCAUACUGGGGUACCACCUUCUAGAGUAUAGCCAAUUAUGUUGACCACAUUACAUAAAAUAUAAUGGCCUUGAUAAAAUGAAAGGCAAAAUGGACUCGGAUGUGAAUUUAGAAUAUAAAGAGGAGAGUAGCCAAAUAUCACAAGGUAUUUACUUUGACCAUUUACCAAAGCAGUCUGACCAUCUACCAAAGCAGUUUGACCAUCUAUCAAGGUGGUUUUCAAGUUGCACUCUACUAUUAUCAAGAUAUAUUUUAUUGCUAAAUAUUCCAAGCGGAUACCAAAACGUUGCUCACAUUUUCUGUUUUUGAUGAAGAUAUCUCCAUCGGUUGGUAUAUUCUAUAUCUCUAACAAACGGAACUUCAUAGGGAAGCCAUAAAAUGAAAAAUAGCAACAUAUGUCGCGAUAUUUCUGAAAGUAAAUCUUUGAAUUGUCAUUUAUUCUUCUGAUGCAGAACAUUGAAGUUAAUCUACAAAUAUUUGCCAAAUUCCUCACAUCAAUUGGUGAUGAUUUACUUAUUAUUUAUAGAUGAAUUUCUUGAAGUCAGAAUCUCAGAUGGAUUCACACAGAAUGCCAAGAUUUCAGAAUAAUCACUACAAAGAGAUGUCUUUAAAAAUCCUGUAAAAGGAAACGUUGUCAUGGAAACCCGAUAUUAUUCGUUAUAAUUCUUUCGUAAAAUCAAUAACCUUCACUAUAACAUCCCGUAUCUUUGAAAAGAAUGAUUGUUAUGAUUUAUAAUACUAAUAUUAGCAGCAGCAACAGCAACAACAAAUAUUAAUAGUAUAUCAAUGGCAUAAGUGAAGGAGAAACUCUUUGCGGAUUCAUUCAACAGCGGAAAGAAAGAUAGGUCGUCAGAGAAAAGAAAUUAGGGCGAAAAUAAAAGGCAAAAAGAGAGAAAACGACAAGAAUACUAACGAAAAUAGCAACAAAGAUCAUAACAAUAGCACCAAUAAUAGCAACAGUAAUAAAUGUUUUACACACAAAAACAAAAAUAAUAGCAAUAUUUAAAAAAUAUAGUUCACCCCAAAAAAUAAGAAAACGAAAAAAAUUUAAAAAAGAAUUACUACGAGGAUUAAAAGACGUGUGUACACGCGCGCGCGCACACACACACCUAUGCAUAUAUAAAUCUAUCUGCAACUGAAGACAAAGAAUAAAUAUGGAGAAUCUAUUAAAUUUAACUUCAUUCCUAGAAGAGGGAAAUGAUAUGAACAGUGUCACCGAAGACGGCAGAUUCGAAUUCGACGACGGAAAUGUUACAAGUAUACCGGAAGUUGUUCGAGAUGGCAACUUUUCUCGGAGGCUGGUCAUAGACAUUGGCAUUGAAUUAAGAAUAACAUUCCAUGCGCUCAUUUUUAUAUUAGCUGUGACCGGAAACUCAUUGGUUAUUACAGUUUUAGCAAAGAACAAAAGGAUGAGAACCGUUACCAAUGUAUUUCUAUUGAAUUUGGCUAUAAGCGACCUUCUAUUAGCCGUAUUCUGCAUACCGUUCACUUUGAUUCCAGUUAUCUUGAAGAACUUCAUCUUCGGUCCCGUUAUGUGUGUAUUGGUUCGUUAUUUACAAGCAACCAUCGUAGCUGUGAACUCUUUCACUCUGCUCGCCCUCUCACUGGAGCGCUAUUUCGCGAUUUGUCACCCACUCCGAUCACGACGCUGGCAGACCUUAUCCCAUGCUUACAAGAUCAUCCUGGGCGGAUGGUUGUCGGCGUUAUUUUUCACACUUCCGGUGGCCAUUUUCCAACAGUUGCGAACCAUGCGAAACGGCAAUAAACUUUGCAUCGAGAUUUGGCCAGACAAAACUUUGGGAAAAGUUUAUCAAAUAUUCUUGGAUAUUAUACUCUUCUUGUUACCGUUAAUGAUGAUGAUGGUUGCCUACAGUCUGAUAGCCAAGACACUCUCUGUCAAUUUUGACAAAGACUUGGCACUACCAACACAGCAAGGAAACAAAUCCAAAAGCAAGGCUAGAAAUGAACCAUCACAGCGGAAGCAAGAUUCUUCAUCAACUACUGAACUGACAAAUGCCAGUUCCAACAGCAUAAAUGAUAGUUAUUCUUCCGAAAAUCGGACUCAUCACAGUACAAGCCGCAGCGUCAGUUUCCAGAUCACUGAAAGCUUGUCAAUCCAACAAGUCCAACACGAACGCAGUCUGCAAAACAAGAAAAGGGUUAUAAAGAUGCUGUUUGUUGUUGUCUUGGAAUUCUUCAUAUGUUGGACACCAUUGUUUACCAUUAUGACUUGGGAAUACUUAGAUCGCCGAACUUUAAGCCGCCACCUCAGUGGUAUGGCAAAAUCGUACAUCCAACUGUUGGCCUACACCUCUUCUUGUUGCAAUCCAAUCACCUACUGCUUCAUGAACAGCCGUUUCCGUCAGAGUUUCAUAUCAGCUUUCCAGUGCCGUUACAUACGGGUCCAUAAUUAUAAGUCUAGAACGUCUAUGGGUCUAGACGUUUCCACCACGUGUUGAUAUGGGAUUGUAUGAAAGAGAAACAUCGAGGGAAACACACCGAGGGGAGAAAAUUAAAAAAGAAAAAUAUCAACGUGGAUUCAGACGGAUGACCUGAUGAACAGCCAAAAAUCUCGAAUUGUUGGAAGCGAAAAAAAGAGAGAGAUGAAGGAAAAACGAAAUAUUUGCCGACAGCGGCAUCUACAUCAAUAUCUCAUUCAUACAGAAAAGAACAACGAGACAUACAUUAUAUAUAUAUAUAUACAUGAAUACAUAUGCAUAUAUAUAUAUACAUACAUGCAUAUAUGCACACACACACGCACAUAUACAUGCACACAUACAUACACACAUAUACAUAUAUGCAUGCAUUGAUGCAUACAUAGAUAUUCCACAUGCAUAUAUGCAUGCAUUGAUGCAUACAUAGAUAUUCCACAUGCAUAUAUGUAUGCAUCAAUACACACAUACAAAUGUAUAUAU
Molecule: messenger RNA, 2922 nt
Organism: Octopus bimaculoides (California two-spot octopus)
Lineage: Eukaryota; Metazoa; Mollusca; Cephalopoda; Octopoda; Octopodidae
Product: cholecystokinin receptor type A
Biological process (GO): neuropeptide signaling pathway
Cellular component (GO): plasma membrane
Molecular function (GO): gastrin receptor activity; neuropeptide receptor activity
Source: RefSeq, a predicted model, not a curated record